AUGCCCAAUGACUCCCCGGCCUUCGGCAAGCCCCCGGAGGCCCCCGGCCCCGCGGACAAGGCGGGCGGCUUCGCCAAGGCGGCGGCCCAAAUGGCGGCCGCCCCGGCACCGGGGGUCGCGGCCGCCUCCGCCGCCUCCUCCGCGGCCGGGAAGAAGCUGCCGCGGCUGCCCAAGUGCGCCCGCUGCCGCAACCACGGCUACUCGUCGCCGCUGAAGGGGCACAAGCGGUUCUGCAUGUGGCGGGACUGCCAGUGCAAGAAGUGCAGCCUGAUCGCCGAGCGGCAGCGGGUCAUGGCAGCGCAGGUUGCACUGAGAAGGCAGCAAGCUCAGGAAGAGGAACUGGGAAUCAGCCACCCAGUACCCCUGCCCAGUGUCCCAGAGCAGUUCAUUAAGAAGAAUGGUGGUGGGAGCUCUUGUCUCUUGUUGGAAAGCAGCAACCCUACACACUCCAUGAGUACAGCAACAACAGCAACUAGCACGCCAUCAGAGGGACGGAUGCUCAUUCAGGACAUCCCUUCCAUCUCCAGCAGAGGGCACUUGGAGAGCACGUCUGAUUUGGUUGUGGACUCCACCUACUACACCAGUUUUUACCAGCCAUCCCUGUAUCCUUACUAUAACAACCUGUACAACUACUCCCAGUACCAAAUGGCAGUGGCUGGUGAGCCUUCCUCAAGUGAGACAGGGGGUGCAAUUGUAGGGCCGGCCAUGAAAAACAGCCUUCGAAGCCUCCCAGCAACAUACAUGCCAAGCCAGUCAGGAAAACAAUGGCAGACGAAGGGGAUGGAGAACCGCCAUGCCAUGAGCUCCCAGUACAGGAUGUGCUCCUACCACCCACCCGCUUCUUACCUGGGCCAGGGGGUCGGCACUCCGGUGUGCGUCCCGCAGAUCUUGACCUCGGAGGACAUCCCCUCGUACUCAGAGUCAAAAGUGAGAGUGUUUUCACCGCCCAGCAGCCAGGACUCCGGCCUGGGGUGCCUGUCCAGCAGCGAGAGCACCAAGGGGGACCUGGAGUGCGAGCCCCGCCAGGAGCCCGGCGCCUUCGCGGUGAGCCCGGUGCUGGAGGGCGGCGAGUAG
Cygnus atratus (black swan) is the source of this 1074-nucleotide messenger RNA. RefSeq names its product doublesex and mab-3 related transcription factor 1 (gene DMRT1). NCBI's taxonomy places the organism in Eukaryota, Metazoa, Chordata, Aves, Anseriformes, Anatidae. Gene Ontology annotation, cellular component: nucleus. The transcript has 5 exons. Gene Ontology annotation, biological process: regulation of transcription by RNA polymerase II; sex differentiation. Gene Ontology annotation, molecular function: DNA-binding transcription factor activity, RNA polymerase II-specific; RNA polymerase II cis-regulatory region sequence-specific DNA binding. The coding region runs from base 1 to 1074 and encodes 357 amino acids. The record is from RefSeq and is a predicted model, not a curated record.